CCAUAGGCCCCAUUCUCACAGCCUGGUUGUCUCACCAUCUCUGUUAGACUCAGUCCAACUUCCCACUGUCUUCAUCCUCCCUUCACAAGCCUGAAAGAGUACACAAGAAUCUUAGAAUACAGACAGAACUGAGUCACUUGGUCUGCUGUCUGCGCUUUGACCAAUCAGUCAUCCGUCUUCUCACACUAUAUAGCACUUAAAAAAUGCAGAUUUUUCAGUGGCUCUUCAAGGUGACACAAGAGCAACAGCCCAGAGAGACUACUCCUACAGAUAAGGAAAUAAUUGGGACAGUCAAGAAAAAAGCCGAAUCAAAGGAUCUGGUUUUGGUUAAAAGAAGUGAUGCUUACAGAAGAAGAUCAUCAAAAGGAUACCAAGAUGAUGAGGUGGAACUGAAGGAUUCAGAUUCGUUUACAAUUUUGUAUAGCAGAGGCAAUGCAAAAGCAUGCUUUUAUAGCACUCUUAACUUGAAGAGACUGGGGAGUUUGGGCAAGGGCCAGAAUUGGAUGCAGUCAUUGAGACUGAAAGAAGAAGAACUUGCUCGCCAACUUGUGAUGGGUCACAAGGUGGAUUUGGCUGCCCAUGUAGGGAAUAAGGUUCUACCACUCUGUGAUGCUCCUGCAUCUGCCUCAACUACUAUGAAUGACCAAUGUGGAUCGUCUGAGAAGAAAGAUAAGCCUAAAGGAGAAAGAACCAGAGCCAUCUCUAGAAUGAAGGAGCUUCUGAGAUGGGCUUCUGCUGCCAAGUCUGAGAAAGGAGGAAAGCACAUCAGCCGGAAGGUUCUGUUAUUCCGCAACCGAGGCGCCCUCAAACAUGGUGAUGAAAGCUCUCCCAAGAUCAGUUUCAGAUGGGAGGUGGGCAGUUGUUCAAACUCUUCCUCUGUUUACUCCGGGUUCUCAUUGGCAUCUUCUACAAAUGGUCGGACAUCGAUCAGUCCCACAUCUGAGGACAUUUCAACUUCAGAUUGCAACAAGGAGAAAACAACAUUAGCUAACCAGGAUGAAGAAUGGCGGCCCUCCAGAAGAGGAAACUGGAUCACAACAGAUGAAGAUUUUGUGGUGCUAGAACUCUGAACUCUGAAGCAAAUAGAAGAAUCCAAGAGAAGACGGAGUCCAUGGUUGCAUCAACUGCUUCUCUGUCCAAGUCAUGUCUGCAUCAAUGAAUUAAUACAAUCAGGGAAGCCAUGGGACAUUGUUCUAUUAUUUACUGCUGAAUGGGUUCUGUUUAAUCUUACCAAAGAUGUAAUAUUAGUUUCAGAGAUCUGUAAUAUCCAAUUAAGGGCUACUAUGGGCCUACUUCUCUAACA
Nelumbo nucifera (sacred lotus) is the source of this 1303-nucleotide messenger RNA. RefSeq lists its product as uncharacterized. The record is from RefSeq and is a predicted model, not a curated record. NCBI's taxonomy places the organism in Eukaryota, Viridiplantae, Streptophyta, Magnoliopsida, Proteales, Nelumbonaceae.